CGGGCCCUCCCGGCCACGGGCAGCCCCCUGCUCUGGUCCUAGGGCCACUCCUAGCCAGAGGGCUCCCGCCGCCAUCUUCCUUCCUGGCCCGGAGGUGGGGUCCCUCCCCCAAUCCCGCCGUGAGGCCCCUUCCCUUGCUUCUGCCCGUGAGCGUCCCAUUCAGCUGCCGUGUGCAGUCCGGGUCUGACGCUUUCCUGUGCCCAGGGCCUGGAGAUCUGGGGGCGGGAAGUGCAGGUUUCUGAUAACAGGACAAAAAUUGCAGUUGUUUGAAUUGAAGCCAGCUCCACAAAACUGUCUUCACGCAAUACACAAAGCAUACAAACUGGGCUCCAUUAUGAAGGUCUUCUGUGGAAGGGCCAAUCCAACCACAGGUUCCGUGGAAUGGUUAGAGGAAGAUGAGAACUAUGACUACCAUCAGGAGAUUGCAAGAUCAUGCUAUGCAGACAUGCUGCAUGACAAAGAUAGAAACGUGAAGUAUUACCAGGGCAUCCGUGCUGCUGUAAGCAGGGUGAAAGAAAGGGGUGAAAAAGCAAUUGUCCUAGACAUUGGGACUGGCACAGGACUCCUGUCCAUGAUGGCAGUUACAGCAGGUGCAGACUUCUGCUAUGCCAUUGAGGUCUUCACUCCUAUGGCUAUUGCUGCAGUGAAGAUAGUGGAGAAAAAUGGCUUUAGUGACAAGAUCAAGGUAAUCAACAAGCACUCCACUGAAGUCACAGUUGGGCCAGAUGGAGACAUGCAGUGUCGUGCAAACAUCCUGAUAACAGAACUAUUUGAUACAGAGCUGAUAGGAGAAGGGGCUUUGCCAUCCUAUGAACAUGCCCACAAAUAUCUUGUACAGGAAGGAGGUGAAGCAGUGCCUCACAGGGCAAGAGUAUAUGCCCAGUUAGUGGAAUCCAAAAGAAUGUGGUCCUGGAACAAGCUAUUUCCUGUUCACAUCCAAGCAGAAGAUGAGGAGAAAAUUAUUGUCUUCCCUUCAGAAAUGGAGAACUGUCCUGGUGUUCCUUCUGUCUAUGAUAUCCAACUAAACCAGGUGCCUCGGAGUGACUUCACUAUCCUCAGCGAUGUUGUAACUAUGUUCAGUGUGGAUUUCAGUAAGCAAGUAAACAGCUCCUCAACCCAUUACACAGCGAAAUUGGAGUCCAUAAAAUCUGGCAUGGCACAAGUGAUCCUCUCCUGGUGGGAUGUUGACAUGGACCCCUCUGGGAUGAUAAAAUGUACUAUGGCACCAUACUGGGUACAGCCUACCUCUAAUGAUGUCCAGUGGAGAGAUCAUUGGAUGCAGUGUGUAUAUUUUCUUCCAAAUGAGGAACCAGUUCUUCAGGGUGAGAAUGUGUACCUGACUGCAUACCGUGAUGAAUAUUCCGUGUGGUAUAAGCUCCAGAAGGCCAGAAAUGAAGAGGACAAAAAAGAUGCCUAUGUUGGGAGUCCUCUUUGUAGCUGUCAGGCUCAUCUGCUUUGGAACAGGCCACGCUUUGGAGAGCUGAAUGAUCAGGACCGAACAAAUCAGUACAUCCAGGCUCUGAUGACAGUGCUGGAAAAAGACAGUAUUUGCCUCUGCAUCAGUGACGGCAGCCUGCUUCCUCUGCUGGCUUGGUAUCUUGGAGCAGAGCAGGUGUUUACAGUAGAGAACUCUGCAGUAUCCCAUUGUCUCAUGGAGAAAAUAUUUAAAGCCAACCAUGUAGGAGAUAAAAUUAAAAUAAUAGAGAAACGUCCUGAAUUACUGACGGCUUCUGAUUUGGAAGAUAAAAAGGUCUCAGUCCUCAUAGGAGAACCGUUUUUCACUACAAGCCUGUUACCAUGGCACAACCUAUACUUCCUGUAUGCUAGGACAGCUGUGGCAGCCCACCUCACAAACAGUGUCACUGUCCUGCCACAGUCUGCUUCCCUUUACAUGAUGGUCGUGGAGUUCAAGGACUUAUGGCGAAUUCGAAGCCCAUGUGGUACCUGUGAAGGGUUUGAUGUUCACAUUAUGGAUGACAUGAUUAAGUUACUUAGACUAAGACGCUUUCCAAGAACCAGCGAUGAGACGUGGCUAGUAGUGGUUAAUCCUUUGACACCAACUUUACUGGCAUGUCCCAUUACCAGUAACGAGAAUUCUCUGAAUUUUAGGGAGUCCAAGGAGGCAGAGCCUCACCCAUUGUGGGAAUACCCUUGCAAAUCACUGUCUGACCCCCAAGAGGUUAUGACAUUUGACUUCAGACUGACUGUACCACAACAUACUCUCAGCACAGAUGGCUCCGUAAAUCUGUUAAGGACUGGGAAGAGCCAUGGAGCAGUUCUGUGGAUGGAAUAUCAUCUGACUGCUGAUAUCUCCGUCAGCACAGGACUUGUGCAGAUUUCAGAUGAAAAGGGCAAUUGCAAAUGGAAUCCUCACUGCAAGCAAGCUGUCUAUUUCUUCAGUUCUGCACUUGAACCAGAAACUCUAACAGACCUCCCUAGUGCUAUCACAUACGCUAUAAAUUUUAACCCAAAGACAGGCGAGAUUGCCAUGAGUUUUAAACCAUUAUCAUAAAACAUUCUGCUUUUACUUGACACUUUCCUAAAUUAUAAUAAAUAUAUUGAGAGAUGGUGA
Messenger RNA from Dermochelys coriacea (leatherback sea turtle), 2572 nucleotides. It is a transcript of the gene PRMT7, whose product is annotated as protein arginine methyltransferase 7. Gene Ontology annotation, biological process: peptidyl-arginine methylation. The record is from RefSeq and is a predicted model, not a curated record. The transcript has 19 exons. Lineage: Eukaryota; Metazoa; Chordata; Testudines; Dermochelyidae. Gene Ontology annotation, molecular function: protein-arginine omega-N monomethyltransferase activity. The coding region runs from base 335 to 2512 and encodes 725 amino acids.